ACAGUGAUCAUGCGCAGUUAGUGUCCGUUUCAGACUCAAAAAGCUUUAAAGUUUUCCCUAGUGUUCCUAGCACAGUUCUGUGGUUCCGCGUGAGGAUGUUGAGCUAGGAAGACGUUUUAAGCUGUUGCCACGGACCGUGCAUGCGAUUCAAUUAAUCCAAGCAGGAGAAAUGGAAGACAACAGCUGUGAAGUAGGGAGAGAUUCUAGAUUGCUUGGUGGGAAUGAAAAAAGGAAGAGAAUUUCCGACUCAAAAGACAGGACCCCUUCAGACAGGAAGACCAUAAAGGAUGCUACAGAGAAAAAACACAAGAAUAGUCGGGAGAAGGGCGAGAAGCACAGUGGAUCAGCAGUUGUGGUUAGAGGUACUGACUCCUGCUCAGAAUCACACCGCAAACCUCUGCAGGAGUCCAAAAUCACAAGUUCUGAGAUACUUGCUUGUCAUGUAAUGGCAGAAUCUGGGGGCUGUGAAGGGGAAGUUGGUAUAGAGGUCUUUGACACCAAUAUGGAUACAUGCCCCUCACCCUGUAGGGACUAUACAGACCCAAACAACAACAUAUUUACUGUGAGUGAGGAAUAUGAUGGGAAGAGAUCAAUUGACAGUGCAGCGCAUCAAAACUUUGUUUCGGAAAGGCCAGCACAUGCCAAGAAAACAAAACAUACAGAGGCAUCAAAAAUUAAGGACAAGAAAAAGCAUAAAUCCAAAUGUAGAAAAGAGGGGACUUGCGAGAUGGAGAAGAGUGGGAAGCCCCUGGAACUGACAAAGGACACUCCGCGAACAAAGAGCAGAUCCAAGAGUGAAUCACAGCCUACAAAAGACAAAUCUCAUAAGAAAAAAGAGACAAAAAGCAAAGAUACCACUGAUGCAGUUAAGGAUGAAAUGGAUGAAUGCUCCAUUCAAUACUAUGGUGAACUGACAGAGCCUGAGGUUAAAACUUUGAAGAAAGAGAACAAUUGGCAGAAUAUUAAGGGCGAACCCCGCGAAGAGAAAGCGGAUGCGGCCAGUCCUACAAGGAAGAGGAAAAAGGACAAAGGACGAAGUGCGAAGAUGGGACGCGUGGGAACAGAGGAUGAAAAGACCUUGAGAAAAGAUCGAGAAGGGAAAUCCAGUCAUAAAAAUAAGCGCAAAAAGGACACCGUGGAUGCGGAUGAACCCAGGAAGAAAAAGGGGAAAGCGGGAAAGGAGAGUGUGAUCCAGAAGCCUGAUGAUGAAGCCAGACUGUGGAAAUGGUGGGAGGAGGGACAGUCUCUCGAUGGACAAAAAUGGAAGACCCUUGAGCACAAGGGACCUCUAUUCCCGCCAGAAUAUGAAUCCUUACCACAAAUUGUGUCUUUCUAUUAUAAAGGAAAGCCUGUCAGACUGAGUCCGACUGCAGAGGAAGUUGCCACUUUCUAUGCCAAGAUGCUGGACCAUGAAUACACCACCAAGGAAGUCUUUCAGAAGAAUUUCUUCACAGACUGGAGAAUGGAAAUGACAGACGAUGAACGUAACUUGAUCCGAGAUCUCUCCAAGUGUGAUUUUCGGGAGAUCCACAAAUACUUUGUGGAUAAAGCAGAGGAGAAGAAGGCCUUAAGCAAAGAGGAGAAAAAGGUUCUUAAGGAGGAAGCCAACAAGCAAACAGAGGAGUAUGGAUACUGCCUCCUUGAUGGGCACCGUGAAAAGAUUGGCAACUUCCGGGUGGAGCCGCCUGGCCUGUUCCGUGGCCGUGGAGAGCACCCCAAAAUGGGCAAGCUGAAGAGGAGGGUCCUUCCAGAAGACAUUACCAUAAACUGCAGCAAUGAAUCCAAUAUCCCAGUACCUCCCAAGGGCCAUCGCUGGAAGAAGGUCCAGCAUGACAACGCCGUAACUUGGCUGGCCUCCUGGGUGGAGAACGUACAGGGGAGCAUCAAGUACAUUAUGCUUAACCCCAGCUCCAAACUUAAGGGCGAAAAGGACUGGCAGAAGUAUGAAAUUGCACGCAAACUGAAGCUUAAGGUAGCCAUGAUCCGAAGACAAUAUCAGACUGACUGGAAGUCUCGGGAGAUGAAGAAGAGACAGAGAGGGGUUGCUGUGUAUUUCAUAGACAAGCUGGCCCUUCGUGCAGGUAACGAGAAGGAGGAGGGAGAGAGUGCGGACACGGUGGGCUGCUGCUCUCUGCGCGUGGAACACAUCACCCUACACGAGGAGCUGGAUGGCCAGAAGUGGGUAGUGGAAUUUGAUUUCCUGGGCAAGGACUCAAUUCGCUACUACAACAAAGUGCCUGUAGAGAAGCGGGUUUUCAAAAAUUUAAAUCUGUUCAUGGAAAAUAAAAGCCCUGAAGAUGAGCUGUUUGACAGAAUAAAUACUGUUUACUUGAACAAGACGCUGAAUGAGUCCAUGACCGGACUAUCAGCUAAAGUGUUCAGAACCUUCAAUGCCUCCACCACUCUGCAAGAACAGCUGAACAAAUUGACGCAUGCUGAUAUGUCUUUGGAGGAGAAGAUACUGUCAUACAACCGUGCAAAUAGAGCUGUGGCCAUACUCUGCAACCACCAGAGGGCAGCACCCAAGACAUUUGAGAAGUCCAUGCAGCUCCUACAGGAGAAGAUUGCCCAGAAGCGAAAACAAGUGGAGGAAGCAAAGAAAGAGCUGAAAGACGUACAGACUCAGGACCGCAACUAUAGUACUGACAAAUCAAGAAAUAUGGUGGAGAAGAAAGAGAAUGCUGUGAAAAGGCUGGAGGAGCAGCUGAAGAAACUGCUGCUUCAGAUGACCGAUAGAGAGGAGAACAAGGUCAUUGCUCUUGGAACGUCCAAACUCAAUUACCUGGACCCCAGGAUCUCUGUAGCUUGGUGUAAAAAGUUUGAAGUUCCAGUUGAGAAGAUUUACAACAAAACACAAAGGGACAAGUUUGCAUGGGCUAUAGCUAUGACUCAGGAGGACUACCAGUUCUAAUGUUCAAAUUAUUUUGGGGUAAUGCUCGGUUCUUCUAUUUUUUUUUUUUUUUUAUUAAAAGAAACACUUUUUGUAAGUCUAAAUGCUGCUUAGUCUUGACCCCUUGUGCUGAUCUAUGUAUAUUUCUGCAGAUGAUGCAAAACUGGAUAUUAUUUUCUGAUUAAAUGGCUCUUGAUACCAACCCCCCCCCCCCCCUCCAAAAAAAAAACUUGUAUUAGUUUCCAUCAUUUUUUCCAUUGUGUGAAACUUCAUUCUGUUCUUGAAGCACUUGAAUCACUGCUUUCCCAGCAGAAAAUAAACAUUUGUCCACACCUGUUGAGAACAUUUUUUAAGGAGGCUAUACAUUGAAUGUGUUACAUGCAUGACAUUGGAUUUAAUAUGAUUAUCACAUUGGAAAUAAAAAAAUGUAUGAACAUUGC
Conger conger (European conger) is the source of this 3330-nucleotide messenger RNA. It is a transcript of the gene top1mt, whose product is annotated as DNA topoisomerase I mitochondrial. NCBI's taxonomy places the organism in Eukaryota, Metazoa, Chordata, Actinopteri, Anguilliformes, Congridae. The transcript is spliced from 24 exons. Gene Ontology annotation, molecular function: DNA binding; DNA topoisomerase type I (single strand cut, ATP-independent) activity. Bases 170 to 2911 code for a protein of 913 amino acids. Gene Ontology annotation, cellular component: nucleolus; chromosome. Gene Ontology annotation, biological process: chromosome segregation; DNA replication; DNA topological change. The record is from RefSeq and is a predicted model, not a curated record.